AUGGAGUCUCGUGGUGGCUCCGCCAGCCACCAACUCGUACCGGCGCCUGACACAGAAACUACGCAGCAACCCCCCAGCAUCUUCGUCCUACCUCACAAGAUACGAAAAUUAGUCUGGGAGUAUUCAAUCCCCGACAGGAAGACCGUACAGUUGAGGGGAAGAUUCGAUCAGGCAUCGGGCGGCUGGGUCAUCUUUAUUUUCCGCGGGUGGACUCGACAGCCUAGCCUCACCCAAGUCUGCCGGGAGACGCGCGAAUUCAUGUUGCGUAACGGAGACUUCAUCUUCGGCAAAAGCCCAACAGAACCAGGACUGUGGUGGAAUCCCAAAGUUGACAUCCUCAUGUUCACCCACAACUGGGAUCUGCGCUUUGAAUGGAAUGCCUUGGAGGGGCUGAGGGGCUUGGAAAAGGUCAAGAACGUUACCAUUGAUCAGGAUUUGGCGCGGUGGAUGUCUUACCGUCCCAUUUACCGGUGCGACCUCCCAGCAUACGACCCCAGCAACAUCCACAGUCACAGCGGCGAGCAACCCGUAGGAUUCAGACUGUGGUACCCAGACGACACACCCUAUUUCAAGUUCUUUCUUUUCAAUGGAAUCCACCCCGACAACCUCGCAGUGCUCUUUACAAGAUUGCUGCAAGAGCCAGCGGAAGGACUCGACAAUGAUCACUUUCCGGAUGUUCGAGUCGAUUUCGACUUCCUUAAUGACGAUUUGGACGAAGUCAAGCGAAAGCUGACCCGACUGGGGAGUCUGUGGGUGCAAAGCAAGCAGCUCAACCGGCCCGAUCGAUACAUCAUUAAUAUGGACUAUUUCUUCCAUGAAACAGAGGACAAGCCUGGACCUCUAUUCCGCAGAGGGGCGUCGUGUGAAGGCGAUGAGCAUGUGGAUGCUUCUGUUCUCCAUUUUUUCGUAGACAUGGAUCCGGACAACGUUCCCCUCUUUUGA
Molecule: messenger RNA, 942 nt
Organism: Diaporthe citri
Lineage: Eukaryota; Fungi; Ascomycota; Sordariomycetes; Diaporthales; Diaporthaceae
Exons: 1
Coding region: 1-942 (313 amino acids)
Source: RefSeq, a predicted model, not a curated record